Messenger RNA from Styela clava, 828 nucleotides. The record is from RefSeq and is a predicted model, not a curated record. Lineage: Eukaryota; Metazoa; Chordata; Ascidiacea; Stolidobranchia; Styelidae.
GGGGAAACACGGUAUUUAUUGUAUACAGCCCUAGCGGCGUAAGCACGUGAAUCACAAAGAAUAAUGAAGACAUUCCAGAUAUUCUGGUUUACAAUUUUAAUGCACGUUGCAAGCUGUCAUAUGCCAAAUGUAUCUGAAUUCUGCUCACACGUUGUGGCAAAUGGAAACACGAGUCAGUUGACUUGUGAUUCGAGUCAAUGCCAAGGCAGGCCUGGUAAACGCGGAUCACAAGGACCAAGAGGAUUAUCAGGAUCAAAAGGUCAAAAAGGCGAACAAGGAACUGCCGAGAAUCUGGAAGAAAGAAUUAGAAAACUGGAAAGUUCGCUUGCAAAGACAAGUCAGAUUGUUGAGGCUUUACCAAAGAGUGCGUAUUGUUUUAUGGGAAUGAGAAACAGAGAUAUACCGGACUCAGCUAUCAGGGCUUCCUCGAUAUGGGACGGAACUCAUAACGCGUAUGAUGGAAGGCUUGAUAACAGAGAAAAACCAAGAAAUUAUGGAGCAUGGGCGGCCCGGCACAAUCGAAAAGGCGAAUGGCUUCAAGUAGAUUUCGGAAGACCAAAACUAGUUGGUGGAAUAAUUACACAAGGAAGAGAGAGUUACGAUCAAUGGGUUCGCUCUUUCAAGAUUUCUUGUGGUCGAACUACUAGUUCUUUGGCUACCAUACGUAAGAUAUUUACAGGUAACUCUGACAGAGAUACCAAAAAGAUCAACAUGUUUCCAAAUCCAAUUACUUGUCGAUAUAUUAGGGUUUACCCUCAAUCUUGGCGUAAUCACAUCUCAAUAAGGGUCGAAUUUAUCAACGGAGUAUGCCAUGAUUUGUACACAUAA